Messenger RNA from Neodiprion fabricii, 2926 nucleotides. It is a transcript of the gene Sclp, whose product is annotated as leucine-rich repeat-containing protein 20. Lineage: Eukaryota; Metazoa; Arthropoda; Insecta; Hymenoptera; Diprionidae. Bases 613 to 1245 code for a protein of 210 amino acids. The record is from RefSeq and is a predicted model, not a curated record. The transcript is spliced from 4 exons. Gene Ontology annotation, molecular function: protein binding.
GUCAGCUGAUCGGAGAUGCAUCUCUGGUGGGAGAGAGAGGAAGGCUUAAAUAGCACCGCUCGCCGCUCAAACGCACCAGUACUAACUUCAAUUUCCAACAAAACGACACUCGACUUAUUUCUGAUCAACCUUCGGUCUGGCUAGCUGAAAGGAAAACACAAUUUCCGUUCAGGAGCCCAGAAGUUGAUUAGCAAAUUCAGAUCGUAAAAGAAGUGGCGGUAAAACUGUCCGGUCAGUAUUCAAAAAAAUAAUAAAAAAAGAAGAACGUUUUCAAACGCGGCGCGGGAAACUCGUUCAACCUAAAUUAUACAAUCGAUCGGUAAUUCCGUUGGAAAAUCCGUCAGAGAUAUUCUGCAAUUCGUCUAUGCAAGAGAUUACGUAAAGCGUAGUUCGUACGUGAUAAGUGCGUCGAGUGUGUUCGUCGAAUACAACGCACAUCUGUGCAGAUACUUACACACAUACAGAUAUACGUAUAUAUAUUGUAUACAUUUUUUCUGUAUUGUUUUGAGCGUCAACUUUUUCGGACAAAGAGUUUGAGCCGCGAGUGUGUUCGAUAGAAUUGGAAAAUUUUCCGCUAAUUGACGAAACAAAGAACAAAUAAGAAAAACGAAGAUGAAGCCCCCGUCGUAUAACACCGAGGAAGUACAGCGGAUCUCCCAGGAACAAGGAGAACGCAAUGUGGCGAUGGCUGUUUGCGUACAACUAGCUGGAAGAGCGAUCAUCAGGGUUGUGUCGAGAUGCGAAGCCGCUCAAGACAAUUGCAAUUUGGAUUUGUCCGAAUGUCAACUGAUGCAGGUGCCAGACGCGGUGUACCACCUUAUGCGACAUACAGAACUAAAAAGAUGCAACCUUUCCGGUAAUGUGAUUACAAAAAUCCCGCCAAAGUUUGCCGUCAAAUUUUCGCUGAUCAACGAAUUGAACCUGAGCCACAACCAAAUGAGUAAACUACCCGAGGAGCUUUCGGAAUUGCAAGCCUUGAAAAGGCUUGAUAUUUCCCAUAAUACCUUCAUUGCGUUACCACCCGUCACUUGCAGAAUACCUCAACUGGAACAACUUCUUGCCAACAAUAAUUCAAUCAUAGAUGUUGAUGUGGAAAGAUUGAGGCAUGCACCAGCCCUGGAAUUUAUUGAUUUACAAAACAACCCGUUGACGUCGCGAGUUCACGACCUACUCCAAACUUUGAUAGAAGUUAAAAUCGAGCUGACACCACGAGAGCGGGAAGACUGGGAAGAUCUGACAGUCUGAAAAUGAAACUGGAGUGUGGCGCGUUUACCUGAUAAGAGAAGAAAUUUUUUGUCUGUUUUUUUACGUAGAAGUGGGAAAAUAGAGUAAAAAGAUGUUAAUCCCGUUGCACUUAUAUGUUAAUUCGACCGAUUAAACGUGUCGAUUUGAGUAUUAGCAAUUCGGGACAACGUGCGAUUUAUCAGAAUAUAUAUAGCCAAGUAUAAUUGUGUUUUAUAUGUGUGGUGCAGAGAAGAGACUGACAGAACAAUAAUAUUUACCGGUGCGGGAUACGUACGCCAAAGUGAUUUAAUUUCUUCGUCUUAUAAACACUAAUUAAAUAUAAUAUAAUAUAUAACACUUGUAACUCAUCCUAGAAACACCCUUGCAGAACAGUUGCGAUAUAAUUUUCAAAUAUUAUUCCGUAUUACGCGAGUAAAUAUGUACAAAUACGUACAUAGCAUGAUGUAAUUGAAAGUUUUUCUCAAAAACACACGUUUAUGAUUACCGUUCAUAAAAUUAAUUGAUAUCAAAACAACUACUGUGAUUAUAUAUAAGUAUAUCCUUUAUCGUAUUAUAUAUAAGAGAUUGUAAACAUAUUUUGUGGAAAAUUGUUACCUUUCGUCUUUUUUUUUUUAGACGUUCAAUUUAUAGUCUCACGAAAUUAUUCAAGACAAUUAUGCUGCAAUAACUAUGCAAAAGCAGAGCGAAAGAAAAAACGAGAGAAACCACAAGACUUAACGGCUCAUUUUAAGGCAACAGUUACGAACAAGACUAGAAUAUUUGAACAUAAUGUCAUUAUUGCUCACAGUAGGUAUGUGUAUAUACGUAUGUAUAUAUACAUAUUGUAAUAUACAUGUAUAUAUAUACACAUAUAAUAUUUUUUUUAUAUUCAUAUACACAUAUAAAGAUAUAUUGAUUGAUUUACAAACUAUUUCGACUUCUGCCAAAUAUAAAAAAAUAGGAAGAUUGAUUGAAGACAAAUAAUUAUCUAUGUCAUUUUUAUGUACCAUGCAAACAAGCUUGAAAUUUUCAACGAUUUAUUUGAUAACACACGAUGUGUUCUUACAAGGGUGUGAUGUAUUAUACAUAUUAUGUAUGCAGUAUAAAUAUAUAUGUAUAAUGUACAUACAUGUAUAUAUAUAUUUAUAUAUAUAUAUAUAUAUAUAUAUAUAUAAAUGAUGUAUUAGAACCCUAACGUUAUUUCUUGCUAACCCCAGUUUUAACUUAUUUAACACGUAUACAUGAUAAUGUGUUAUUUUUUUUUUAUGAUAAAAACAAUUCAAUUUUGUGUUGUAUAUUGAUCCGUCUGACUGCCAAUUUUUCAAUAAAUAAAUUAGGUGGUGGUUUGCCGUGUAUGAGCGGCUACUAGAUCAAUUACUUAAAACGUUUCAGGGUGGGUGAUAUACGUACCUACGUCAACAACAUCGCUCAAAGUUAGGGUAAAAACAAUGUUCUCGCCUUGAUCUAAAGAGCCGCCCCAACUACGCAUGUUAUGAAAAGCAUUUUUGUGAUUUAGACAGAUUAUCUACAGCCUCUUGUGCCGAAAUACCGAAGCACAUUACUAUUUGUAUUUAAUUUUAAAACGUCUGUUCUUUGUAAAGAUUGUAUCCUAUGUUUGAAAAAAAGAAUUACCUUGUAUUACUCUGUAUUUCGAUCUAGUCAAUUGUCCAAUCGGACGUUGCAAUACAUUUUAUGAAACUAA